Molecule: messenger RNA, 2655 nt
Organism: Harpegnathos saltator (Jerdon's jumping ant)
Lineage: Eukaryota; Metazoa; Arthropoda; Insecta; Hymenoptera; Formicidae
Gene: SAK
Product: polo like kinase SAK
Exons: 11
Coding region: 170-2500 (776 amino acids)
Biological process (GO): protein phosphorylation
Cellular component (GO): nucleus
Molecular function (GO): protein kinase activity; ATP binding; protein binding
Source: RefSeq, a predicted model, not a curated record
CGUCAGUUUUGUUAUGGCGGGGGCGUCGUGUCGUUUGUAUUUACCGUUUCCUGAAUAAAGUAUCGUGCGGGUAUGUGCCAUCGGCGUUAGCCGAUUUUGUAUAACGGAACGGACAUUAUCGCGAGUGACGAGUGCUCAUCGACGCUCAACGAGCGAUCCUUAGCGCGGCAUGAAGCCCCGGAUCAUGCCGGCGCUCUCGGCGGGCUUCGGCGAGCAUAUUGAGGAUUACGAAGUGUUGAAUCUACUGGGUAAAGGAGGCUACGGCUGCGUUUACCGGGCAAAAUGUCUCCGCAGCAAUACGGAUGUUGCGAUUAAAAUGAUCGACAAAAAGAUGAUGCAAGCUGCUGGGAUGGUGAGUAGAGUAAAUCAGGAAGUAAAUAUUCAUUCACGCUUAAAACACCCAUCCAUCUUGGAACUAUACAUGUGUUUCGAAGAUACAAACUAUGUAUAUCUAGUGUUAGAAUUGUGUCAUAAUGGAGAGCUUCAACGCUACCUCAAAGCUCAGGGUUCUAAGACUUUGCCUGAAGAACAUGCUGCCCGUAUAAUCAGACAAGUUGUACAAGGUUUGCUUUAUCUUCAUUCUUACCAGAUACUUCACAGAGACUUGUCAUUAGCUAAUUUACUUUUGACCAGAGACAUGCAAGUGAAAAUUGCGGAUUUCGGAUUAGCCACUCAACUGAGUAGACCAGAUGAAAGGCACUUGACCAUGUGUGGCACUCCAAAUUACAUUUCGCCCGAAGUCGCGACGAGAUCCUCGCAUGGGCCGGAAGCGGAUGUUUGGAGCUUAGGUUGUAUGUUGUACACCUUGUUGGUGGGCAAACCACCCUUUGACACUGACGCUGUCAAAAGUACUUUAACUAGAGUGGUCAUGGCUGACUAUGUGAUGCCACACUAUUUAUCGGAAAACGCAAAGGAUUUGAUAGAUAAAUUACUGAAGAAAAAUCCAAAAGACAGGAUACACCUGCGAGAUAUCAUCAAGCAUCCGUUCAUAACGAACAUAGAAAAGAAUAGGCUGCAUAACGAAAGAGAUGGUGCGGGCAAAGGUUUCCUGACCGACGGUAUGGUGGAUUCUGGGGUCGGGAGAACACUGUCCUCCUACGGUCGCCCGAGAAUGCGAUCUCGAUCAGAGGAGAGAAUGUCUACGAUGCCGAUGAUGCUGAACGGGGCGCAUGGUCCUAUGGUUAGCGUGAGGAGCGAAGCGUUAUCGGAACCCAUUGUGAAAACGCACGCGAGCUACAGAGCAAAAUAUGCGAAUUAUUGCGCGAAGGAGAACUCUUUGUUGCCGUGUGUUCCAUUGCCCCGCAAGGUAUUUCCGCAGAACGAACAUUACGACACGCAUGACUUUAACAAGCAAAAAGUAGAAAGACACAAACGAAGGGAGAAAAGCGUCGAGAAUCAUAAUUCGGAAGCAACCGAGGAAGCAACCAAAAAAUUGCAAGUUCCCCCUUUGAACACUAAUAGAUUGCAACCUACCAGACACAGGACGAAGACUGCGAUUCUCACUAUUUUGGACAACGGAGAAGUUUGCACCGAGUUCAUCAAGCGUCAAAAUGGCAAGGAAAAGAUAAAUGAGGUGUGCAGAAUAUCGGGCGAUGGUUUGCGAGUUGUUCUAUAUAAACCGCACGUGGCUUUAGAAGUGGGUUCGCAACCGCCACCGUUACCUAGCCGAGGUGCCGACAGUAUUUAUUCAUAUGAAAAUUUACCGGCGUGUCAUCAUCGAAAAUACAUGUACGCUGUUCUUUUCGUGAAAUUGGUCCGGGCGCAGACUUCCAAGUUGACGCUGUAUACUCAGCGCUCAAAGUGCUUAUUUAUGGAAAACGGCCCGCAGCCCAACUGUGAAGUGCACUUUUACAAUGGAAUGAAAAUUGUCCGAGAAGACGGUGUUGUAAAGAUCACUGAGGACAAUAUUACGUUUAUUGAAGGCGAGUUUCCUGCGCAUCUAGAGAAUUAUUACGAACAUUACUCCGAGUGCUAUCAGCGUUGCCUAUUAUUGGAAUCCACUUUGGCAUCUUUAGAAGCGGCUACUGGUCAUCCUUGCUUUCCUGCGAUAAUCGGACGGAGGCUUACCGCGGCUCUGAAUGAUGCUCCCUACUUGCAGGGAAAGGAAAACAUUUCGCGUACGAAUAGUACUCCCAUUUUACCAUCUUUUGACGCUUCCUGCUCCGUCGUCUCGACAGUGACUUCCAGGUCGCGUAAAACGAACUCCAUACAUAGUUCUAAUAAUAAUGUAGACAAAGUAGCAGUGCCAGGUAUCGGCUUUGCUACGCAAUUUACAUCCGGAGAUAUUAGGAUUGAUUACAAGGAUGGAUCCGCUUUAACUAUGAAUCCGCAAAAUCAUGGCGGCGGUUUUACAUACGAAAGCAAUAACGGCGAUGUUGUACGAUAUAAUAAACAUCGCCAACAAAAUUUGGAGGUACCGUACUCAGUACAAGAGAAACUGCGUCAAUUGCCGACGGUCAUCAAGUAUCUCAUUCAACCAAAGCACAAAGGCAUUCGGUAGCUCCAUGUCAAAAUAUUGAAUAUUUUGUAUAUUACAACUGAGAAAUCGCAUUUGUCUGUAUAGACCGCAAACUUACCGUAUAUUUGUAAAUUAGUUUAUACGAAUUUUAAAAUAUAGUUUCUUAAUUUUUUUUUUUUAAGUAUACAAUAAUAAAG